AUCAACUCCACGGCAUCCCAGAACUCACGCGUCUCUCGGGCACUGUGCACUGUCUGCUCCUGACACCGGCGCUAUGGCUUGUCCCAUCACCGUCACCAAGUUCGUCGGCACCGUCUCCCUGGGCCUGCUGACGGGCAUGUCCUAUUCCACAUCAGCCAUCACGAUCCCGGCUCUCAAGCUUCUCCCAUCCUCCAGCACCGCCUCCCGCUGCUUCACCGAGGUGAAGCGCCUCAACCGCAAACACGCGCUGCGACUCUCCAGCAUCGCCAAUUGCUGCUUCCUAUUUUCAUUCAGCAUCUCCCCGCCCCGACGAAAGCACCCCUACCUAAUUUGGGUCUGCGUCAUCUCCACCCUGGGCACCUACGGUCUUGACUUCUGGUUCAACCGCCACCUGGGAUUGAAGACCUGGGCCCUGACUGCCAUUCAAGACAGCACCGGUCUCUGCCUGUCCAAGUCGUGCGCCAAGAAGGACGAGGAUCUUGUGGUCGUGGAGGCUGAAGAGGAUGUCAAUGGGGAGAGUGUCCAACGUGAGAUGGACAGUGAGCGCCGGAUGCAGCGCGCCCGCUCCUGGCUGGCUGCGAUCGCUCUCUCCAUGGGCAUUGUGGGCUUGUGGGGUGAUAAGAAGUGA
This is a messenger RNA of Penicillium cinerascens, 628 nucleotides long. RefSeq lists its product as uncharacterized. Gene Ontology annotation, biological process: autophagy of mitochondrion. Gene Ontology annotation, cellular component: mitochondrion. The transcript is spliced from 2 exons. Bases 74 to 628 code for a protein of 184 amino acids. Lineage: Eukaryota; Fungi; Ascomycota; Eurotiomycetes; Eurotiales; Aspergillaceae. The record is from RefSeq and is a predicted model, not a curated record.